CAGAGGGUUUGUUGAAGAUCUUCUCAGGGAGUGAACCUGGUGGGAUGGAUCAGAUUCUGUAUGAGAUGAGGUCCAAAGCCUUAUGCCGUCUUCAGUCCUACUGGCUGCCCCAGUACCUCUGCUCCUGUAAGCUCUCCAUCACCAAACUGAAAGAGUGUGCCUCCAUCCUCAAAGAGUACGAGGACAUUGCCUCUAACCUCACCCUGGUAGAGAUCCCGGCUCUGCUUGACCCACUGGGGUGGAGUCUGGGCUCGCCACCAUCAGAGGGCCCUACAGUGACCCGGACCUACUGCUCCAAAGUCAGGAAGAGGCUGCUGUGGAGGGCCCAUCAGAGGCCUGGGACAGGACUUGGGGUUGGGGCAGCAGGGAUGCCCGAUGGGCCGGCCAUGCAGCAGUGGUUGCCCAUGGCCGGGGACGGAGACCAGGGAGAGUGUACCAAUAUUGUGCACCUCAUGAGCAGGCAUGGGGAGGAGAUUGUGGUCAGUGGGGACAAGACACAUGGGGGCAGAAGCAAGAGAGGAGGAAGUGGGAGCUCAAAGAGAAGUACCAGUACUCCACUCCUCAGAAAGGUGAGCUCUGCUAGUCUUGGGCCCAGAACUGGCCCCCUCCCUGUCGUGCCCAUACUCCCCUCCAAGAGCCUGUCCAAUCUGGACAGCAGCAGCACUGACCCCAUGAUCCCCCCUCAUGCCUGUAUGGAGACCCCCAUCUGCCACCUUCCCUCCAUCACCACCACCCCUGUCACCUCUACUCCCGAUCCUCCUUCCAGACCUGUCUGGGGAACACCACACUACGAUGAGCACCUCUCCCUGGCCCUGUCCGCUGAUGCUCUUGCUGGGGGUCCCUAUGAGAAUUUCCUGAGGGUCAGUGGCCAGAGGGUCAUGCUGCACCACCUGGGACUGUGGCAGGAGCUGGAUGGCUUCCUCAACCUCCUGCUCAAGAUGGAGGAUGGCCCCUCCAAGGCUCUGAGACAGGUGCUGGCUAGAAAGAUCAUGGCUGUGUACUUGAGUGAUGCGUGGCAGUGUGUUAGUCGCCCUGAGGGUGAGUGGUGCACCACCUACCUGACCAAAUCCACCGUCUGCCACCUCAUAAACCUCCUCCCCUCUGGCAAUGUGAUGCCCUGGAUCUACACGGCCAAGCAGGAACUAUGCCAGAUUCUGGGUCCCACCUACAAUGCAUUUCUGGAUGAAGAAGACAAAGUCAUUCUCUUCUAUCUGUUCACUCAGAAUGAGGUCAAGGGGAAAGUGAGUCGUAGAGCUACAGCGCCCCCCAGUGCUCCCACUGCGCCAGAGCAGCAGGUGAGGAGGAUGAGGGAGGCUCUGGCUCUCUGUCAGGCCUGCGCUGAGCCUCUCACUGAGGAGACCUGGGCCCUGCUGCCCCUAGAGGACGUCAGGACAGGAGGCUCUGUUCACCUGCACUACAGAAAGACCAAUCUUUAUGACCUUCCGUUUGAAACCCUGGCUGAGAAGUACCCCAAGGUGGCUGUGGAGGCAAUCAGUAAAACUCACAGACUCUACUAUGACUGGAAGCCAGUACAAGAGGAGACAAAGAAGCCAGUGGUGACAUCCAGUCCUAAGAAGUCAUUCCACCUGAUGAAGGACAAGGACCACAGCUUUGCCGAAAAACCCUCCAUGAGACCAAGGUUUUUAGAGGAGGUGAUGAGAAGUCCCACCAACCUGGACUUCUUCAAGCGUUACCUGAGGGCCUAUGAUGCUCACGGAGCUCUGAACUUCUACCACGAGGUGGACAAACUGCGGCACGUCGACAGCCUCCUCCAGAAGACCAAGAUCAACAGCAUCGUGUCCCGCUUCCUCAGACGAGCAGACGCUAGUAACCACACUGAAUAGAUUAUAAUAGAAUAAUUUGUCCUCUAAGAAGGAAACUAUUUCCCUGCCUUAUAGGUUCAUGAAUAAUCACAUUGACUUUGUUUCAGAUAUGCAGUAGGCAAUGUUAUAUCACUAUAGGCAUCACACUUGCGCUCAACUUAAAUCAAAGCCACACUCUCCUGUACAGUAUGUGCUCUGGAGUUAGCCUAGUUAUGAUAUGCGCAUACCGCAGUAGUUAGCCUACUCUUUUUAAACAUGUGUUGCCAGCCUGGUCUACUAGAUUAGAUGUAACAAAGUAAAUGUAAAUCUGUGACACACAAAUAAGUAUGAUAUGUUAUGUUUGGUAUGGUUACAUGGU
Messenger RNA from Oncorhynchus tshawytscha (Chinook salmon), 2181 nucleotides. RefSeq names its product regulator of G-protein signaling protein-like. The coding region runs from base 45 to 1844 and encodes 599 amino acids. The transcript has 5 exons. NCBI's taxonomy places the organism in Eukaryota, Metazoa, Chordata, Actinopteri, Salmoniformes, Salmonidae. The record is from RefSeq and is a predicted model, not a curated record.